CUAUAGCUGAGAGCAUGCCGGAAAUUGCUUUCAGUGUCGAUCUGUACGUGAGUGCCCACUAUAUACCGCUAUAAUUUAUACUUGUGACUAACGCGCGUCUUCGAGACUCGAGGCAUCCCACAAUUCCUUCAUGUUCAGGUCGACACACAGCUGACAAGGGAAAACUGUAGGCCUACAAAUAACACGUGUGAAUACAUACAGUUGUCAAUCACAUGUCAAGGAUGUUGUCGACCUGUGAGAAUGUUUCUCGUGCAGCGGAUCUGUUAGAAGACAAGCUACAUCUGUGUCCCGGUGACAGGCCUCCCAUCGUUAAGACAGACCUCAGCUUACCCGAUGGGCAGAAGAAACUGGCAUUUUUCCUAGAAAAUGUCAUGACAAAACAGGAAUGCGACGCUUACAUCAAAAAGACAGAGAAGAUGGGAUACAAGCGGGCCUUACUAACUAUAGGAAAAGACACACAAGUUCUUCGGAAGGACAUACGAAACAGCUACCGAUGUGUUUGGGACUCCGAGGAGCAGGCAAACAUCUUAUGGCAGAGAAUUGAACCAUACAUCCCUACAGACUUUAACAGUCGCUGGAAACCCUUGGGGUUGAAUAAAAGAUUACGAUUUCUACGCUACGAUCCCGGGGAAUACUUCAAACCUCAUUAUGACGGUUUCUUCGAAGCAGAAAACGGGGACAGAAGCUUCAUUACCGCACAGUUAUAUCUGAAUGAGGGUUUUGAAGGUGGAAGCACGACUUUCCUGAGCACGUCGGGCAAUGAUUCCCAAGCACGUCCUCUUGUUCCCAGAACAGGCAGCGUUUUGAUUUUCCAGCACAACAUAUUCCACGAGGGAUCCAUUCUUGUGAAGGGGAGAAAGUACGCUAUGAGGACAGAUGUUAUGUUCACACCUGUAAAACUGCCCGAUGAUGCGUGAAUCUACUUGCCACACGGUGUGGAAAAAAGGACAGGUGUCUUACAUACCAUACCUUCAGUCAUUUAUAGUUAUUUACUACGUGCCUGUAAUCUGUAUAAAAUGUGUAAAGUCCUAUAUUAUAUGUAUAUCUCAAUCAGCAGUAU
This is a messenger RNA of Liolophura sinensis, 1060 nucleotides long. RefSeq lists its product as uncharacterized. Gene Ontology annotation, cellular component: endoplasmic reticulum. Gene Ontology annotation, biological process: peptidyl-proline hydroxylation to 4-hydroxy-L-proline. Bases 213 to 917 code for a protein of 234 amino acids. The record is from RefSeq and is a predicted model, not a curated record. Gene Ontology annotation, molecular function: iron ion binding; procollagen-proline 4-dioxygenase activity; L-ascorbic acid binding. The transcript is spliced from 7 exons. NCBI's taxonomy places the organism in Eukaryota, Metazoa, Mollusca, Polyplacophora, Chitonida, Chitonidae.